Plasmodium gallinaceum is the source of this 573-nucleotide messenger RNA. RefSeq names its product vacuolar protein sorting-associated protein 29, putative (gene VPS29). The transcript has a single exon. Lineage: Eukaryota; Apicomplexa; Aconoidasida; Haemosporida; Plasmodiidae. The coding region runs from base 1 to 573 and encodes 190 amino acids. The record is from RefSeq and is a predicted model, not a curated record. Gene Ontology annotation, biological process: intracellular protein transport; retrograde transport, endosome to Golgi. Gene Ontology annotation, cellular component: retromer complex; endosome.
AUGAGUGGAAAACUUGAAGAUAUAGGAGAAUUAGUUUUAUUAAUUGGUGAUUUUCAUUCUCCUAUUAGAAAUUUAGGGUUACCUGAUUGUUUCAAAGAUCUUUUAAAAACAGACAAAAUAAAACAUGUGUUAUGUACGGGAAAUGUUGGAUCUAGAGAAAAUUUAGAGUUGCUUAAAAAUAUUGCUGAUUCAGUUCAUAUAACUAAAGGAGAUAUGGAUGAUAACUAUGAUUUUCCAGAAGAGAUAUCUCUUAAUAUUGGAGAUUUUAAGAUAUCAUUAAUUCAUGGUCAUCAAAUUAUUCCAUGGGGAAAUAUGAACUCUCUUUUACAAUGGCAGAAAAAAUAUGACAGUGAUAUAAUUAUUAGUGGUCAUACACAUAAAAAUUCUAUUGUUCAAUAUGAAGGAAAAUAUUUUAUUAACCCUGGAUCAGCUACCGGAGCUUUUCAACCAUGGCUAGCUGAGACCGUUCCAAGUUUUAUAUUAAUGGCUGUUGCAAAAAAUUCUAUUGUUGUAUAUGUUUAUGAAGAAAAAUAUGGGAAAACAAAUGUUGAGAUGAGUGAACUUCGUAAGUAA